AACAGGACGUCUUUCCAGCCUGAGUGAGUGCAGGGACGAGAGAGACUUGGAGCCAGGAUUACUAACCUCUUCAUGAAGCAUCUGAUUUCCUGGCCAAAGCCCCGUGGUUCACGUGCGUAAAUGGCUCGACUCCCUGCGGGCAUUCGCUUCAUCAUCUCAUUCUCCCGGGACCAGUGGUACAGAGCCCUCACUUUCAUUCUGACAUAUUUGCUGUAUGCGAGCUUCCACUUAUCUCGGAAGCCUAUCAGCAUAGUUAAGGGUGAGCUCCACAAGUACUGUGCUGCCGUGAAUGGGGCUGAAGUCAGAUUCAACAGCCAGAGCCAGAAAGCCAGUGAUACCCCCUUUCACCUGGGUAAUGAGACUGACUGCGGCUGGGCCCCAUUUGAUCGGGACAACUACCAGCAGCUGCUCGGGGCCCUGGACUACUCCUUCCUGUGUGCCUACGCCAUUGGCAUGUACCUGAGUGGCAUAAUAGGGGAGCGCCUGCCAAUCAGGUAUUACCUAACUUUCGGGAUGCUGGCCAGUGGCAUCUUCACUGCCCUGUUUGGGUUAGGGUAUUUCUACGACAUCCACAGUUUUGGAUUCUACGUGGUAACUCAGAUCAUCAACGGACUGGUGCAGACCACCGGCUGGCCCAGCGUUGUCACUUGCCUCAGCAACUGGUUUGGAAAAGGAAGGCGAGGUUUGAUCAUGGGGGUCUGGAAUUCCCACACCUCAGUGGGCAACAUCUUGGGGUCCUUGAUUGCUGGCUACUGGGUGUCCACGUGCUGGGGCCUGUCCUUCAUCGUGCCUGGUGCCAUCGUGGCAGCCAUGGGGAUCGUGUGCUUCCUCUUUCUCAUCGAGCAUCCGAAGGACAUUGCCUGCUCUUCCACCCUGGUGGCGCAUUCAAAAAGCUACGAGAACGGCAUGCACAGGUUCAGACUGCAGAAGCAGGCCCUGCCCGACGAGAAGAAGCUGCUGGACCCAGAGAUGCAGUGCCUGCUGCUGUCGGAGGGCAAGCGCUCAGUCCGUCAGAACCACGUAGUCACCCUCCCAGCCGACGGAGGGAACAGCGUGGCCGCCAUCAGCUUCACGGGGGCCUUGAAAAUCCCCGGUGUGGUCGAGUUCUCCCUGUGUCUGCUCUUCGCAAAGCUGGUCAGCUACACGUUCCUCUUCUGGCUUCCUCUCUACAUCACCAACGUCGAUCACCUGGAUGCCAAGAAGGCAGGGGAGCUGUCCACCUUGUUUGACGUGGGCGGGAUCUUUGGUGGGAUUCUGGCAGGUGUCAUCUCAGAUCGGCUGGAGAAGAGGGCUUCCACCUGUGGGCUGAUGCUGCUGCUCGCAGCCCCGACGCUCUAUAUAUUUUCCACCAUCAGCAGAAUGGGUCUGGAAGCCACCAUAGCCAUGCUGCUCCUGUGUGGGGCCCUGGUCAGCGGGCCGUAUGCGCUGAUCACCACCGCCGUCUCCGCGGACCUGGGGACUCAUAAAAGUCUGAAAGGCAACUCUCACGCCCUCGCCACCGUGACUGCCAUCAUCGAUGGAACCGGGUCUGUAGGAGCGGCCCUGGGCCCUUUGCUGGCCGGGCUCAUCUCCCCAUCGGGGUGGAACAACGUGUUCUACAUGCUGAUGUUCGCAGACGCCUGUGCCUUACUGUUCCUGAUCCGCCUCAUACACAAGGAGCUGGGCUGCCCGGGGGCAGCAACAGAGGAUCAAGUUCCGAGGUACCUCCCCUCUCUUCAGGCGCGGGCCCUGAGUGAAGACCUGCCCCCGCAGAGGGCGGUGCGGGAAGGCAGCGGGGGUAACUUGACAGUGGGAAAACCUGACAAACACGGCCUCUGCCAGGUGGUCAAGGUCAUCAUCAACAGCGACAAGUCCUGUUGA
Messenger RNA from Miniopterus natalensis, 1860 nucleotides. NCBI's taxonomy places the organism in Eukaryota, Metazoa, Chordata, Mammalia, Chiroptera, Miniopteridae. The record is from RefSeq and is a predicted model, not a curated record.